ACCUGGGAGGGGGGCGCGGAGGGAUCUGUGGGAGAGGGUGCGGCCGCAAGGACUGGUGUCCCGGGACCGGGGCGCUUCAUUCGAGUGUUGGCAGGCCGUGGUCGUGCAGGGCCGCUGCGGCUCAGCUCAGACUUGGUGCAACCUCCUGUGCCCUCCCCAGGACCACACAGAGACAGAGGGAGCGCCCCGGCUCCCGGAGGAUAUCGCCUGGGCUUUUUUGGUUUGGGAUUUUUCUUUUAAUUCUCCUGCCUCGAGCCGGGAUCUAUGUUGCCCUGAGCGCUGGACGCGCCGGAGAGACGCGACUCUCGGGGGAGCCGGGCGGAAGGCAUGCAGCAGCUCCUGGUGACCGUCUUCUGCCUGUCGCUGCUGCCAGACUUUGCACGAGGUUUCCGAUGCUCGCAACCUACAGACGCCUGCCUAAACGGAGGGAAGUGUGAGGUUUACCCCAAUGGAACUGAGGUUUGCAUUUGCACUGGGGCCUCUGCUGGCGAGCGAUGCCAAGCCCCCAACCCCUGUCUCAGCUCCCCCUGCAAGAAUGCCGGCACCUGCCACGCCGUCCUCCGUGGGAACAUCGUGGACUAUACCUGCUCCUGCCGUCUGGGCUUCUCUGACCGCUUGUGCCUGACUCCCGAGGACAAUGUCUGCCUCAACAACCCCUGCCGCAAUGGCGGGUCGUGUGAUCUGAUCUCGUUGACCGAGUACAAGUGCCGUUGUCCCCCAGGCUGGUCAGGCAAGACGUGUCAGCAGUCCGACCCUUGUGCCUCCAACCCCUGUGCCAAUGGGGGUCAUUGCCUGCCAUUUGAGUCCAGCUUCGUCUGCAAGUGCCUGCCCGGCUUCCACGGGCAAAAUUGUAAGAUGGACAUCAAUGAGUGCAACCAGAAUGCCGCCAUCUGCAGGAACGGGGGCAGCUGCAUCAAUGAGAUCGGCUCAUACCACUGCCUGUGCAAGCCUGCCUACACCGGCCCGAACUGCGAAAACCUCUUCGUGCCUUGCAACCCCUCCCCCUGCCAGAACGGGGGCACCUGCCGCCAGACCGGAGACACCACCUAUGAGUGCACCUGCCUGCCAGGUUUUACCGGUCAGAACUGUGAAGACAACGUUGACGACUGCCCCGGGAACAACUGCAAGAAUGGAGGCACCUGCGUGGACGGGGUGAACACCUACAACUGCCGCUGCCCUCCAGAGUGGACUGGCCAGUACUGCACUGAAGACGUGGACGAGUGCCAGCUCAUGCCCAACGCCUGCCAGAACGGCGGCACCUGCCACAACACCCACGGCGGGUACAACUGCGUCUGCGUCAAUGGCUGGACCGGGGAAGACUGCAGUGAGAAUAUCGACGACUGUGCCAACGCCGCCUGCUUUGAAGGCGCCACGUGCCAUGACCGUGUGGCGUCGUUCUAUUGCGAGUGCCCGCACGGGCGGACAGGGCUGCUUUGCCACCUCAACGAUGCCUGCAUCAGCAACCCCUGUAACGAAGGCUCCAACUGUGACACCAACCCCGUCAACGGCAAGGCCAUCUGCACUUGCCCCUCGGGCUACAUGGGACCAGCCUGCAACCAGGACGUGAAUGAGUGCUCUCUGGGUGCCAACCCUUGUGAGCAUGCUGGCAAAUGCAUCAACACCCUGGGCUCGUUCCAGUGUCAGUGUCUGCAAGGCUACUCUGGCCCCCGCUGCGAGAUUGACGUCAACGAGUGCCUCUCCAACCCCUGCCAGAACGACGCGACCUGCCUGGACCAGAUCGGAGAGUUUCAGUGCAUAUGCAUGCCAGGCUACGAGGGCGUCUACUGCGAGAUCAACACAGACGAGUGUGCCAGCAGCCCCUGCCUCCACAACGGAGAAUGCAUUGAUAAAAUCAAUGAGUUUCACUGUCAGUGCCCCACCGGUUUCAACGGGCACCUGUGCCAGUUUGACAUGGACGAGUGCGCCAGCACCCCCUGUAAGAAUGGAGCCAAGUGUGUAGACGGACCCAAUGCCUACACCUGCGAGUGCACAGAAGGCUUCACCGGCACUCACUGCGAAGUGGACAUCAACGAGUGUGAGCCGGACCCGUGUCACUACGGCACAUGCAAGGACGGCAUCGCCACCUUCUCCUGCCUCUGCCAGCCCGGCUACACCGGCCACCGCUGUGAGACCAACAUCAACGAGUGUCAGAGCCAGCCCUGUAAAAAUGGGGGGACCUGCUACGACCGAAACAACGCUUACAACUGCAUGUGCCUCAAAGGAACCACAGGGCCCAACUGUGAGAUCAAUCUGGAUGACUGUGCCAGCAGCCCCUGUGACUAUGGCAAGUGCCUAGACAAGAUCAAUGGCUACGAGUGUGCCUGUGAGCCCGGGUACACAGGGAGCAUGUGUAACAUCAACAUAAACGAAUGUGCCGCCAACCCCUGCCAUAAUGGUGGCACCUGUAAGGACGGCAUCAACGGCUUCACCUGCGUGUGCCCCGAGGGCUACCACGAUCUCACGUGCCUGUCGGAAGUCAAUGAGUGCAACAGCAACCCCUGCAUCCACGGGAAAUGCAACGACGGGCUCAACGGCUACAAGUGUGACUGUGACCCCGGCUGGAGCGGAACUAACUGCGACAUUAACAACAACGAGUGUGAAUCCAACCCGUGCAUGAAUGGCGGCACCUGCAAAGACAUGACCAGCGGCUACGUCUGCACCUGCCGGGAGGGCUUCAGUGGGCCCAACUGUCAGAUGAACAUCAACGAGUGUGCAUCCAAUCCUUGCCUCAACCAAGGCACCUGCAUCGAUGAUGUCGCCGGUUAUAAAUGCAACUGCCUCCUGCCCUACACUGGCUUGACAUGUAAAGAGGUCCUGGCUCCCUGUGCCAACAGCCCAUGCAAAAAUGGUGGCGAGUGCAAAGAAUCAGAGGACUUUGAGAGCUUCUCCUGUAUAUGCCCCACAGGCUGGCAAGGGCAAACCUGCGAGAUAGACAUCAACGAAUGCGUGAAAAGCCCAUGCCGGAACGGGGCCAUCUGCCAGAACAACAAUGGGAGCUACCGGUGUAACUGCAAGGCUGGCUACACGGGCCGCAACUGCGAGACUGACAUAGAUGACUGCCAACCAAAUCCUUGCCACAAUGGCGGCUCCUGCUCCGAUGGUAUCAACAAUGCCUUCUGCCACUGCCUGGCGGGCUUUCGGGGCCCCCAGUGCGAGGAGGACAUCAACGAGUGCGCCAGCAACCCCUGCAAGAAUGGAGCCAACUGCACCGACUGCGUCAACAGCUAUACCUGCACCUGCCCCUCUGGCUUCAGUGGCAUCCAUUGUGAAAACAACACCCCUGACUGUACCGAGAGUUCCUGCUUCAACGGGGGGACCUGUGUCGACGGCAUCAACACCUUCACCUGCCUCUGCCCACCUGGCUUCACGGGCAGCUAUUGCCAGCACGACAUCAACGAGUGCGACUCCCGGCCGUGUCUGAACGGAGGCACCUGCCAGGACAGCUAUGGCACCUACAAGUGUACUUGUCCCCAGGGUUACACGGGCCUGAAUUGCCAGAACCUGGUACGCUGGUGUGACUCAUCUCCCUGCAAGAACGGUGGGAAGUGCUGGCAGACCAACAACCUGUACCGGUGUGAAUGCAACAGCGGUUGGACUGGGCUCUACUGCGACGUCCCUAGCGUUUCCUGCGAAGUAGCUGCCAAACAGCAAGGCAUCGACGUGACCAACCUGUGCCGUAACUCUGGUCUCUGCAUGGACACUGGCAACACCCACUACUGCCGCUGCCAGGCGGGCUACACGGGCAGCUACUGUGAGGAGCAGGUGGACGAGUGUUUGUCCAAUCCCUGUCAGAAUGGAGCCACCUGCACUGAUUACCUGGGAGGCUACUCGUGUGAGUGUGUCACCGGCUACCACGGGACAAACUGUUCAGAGGAGAUCAAUGAGUGCCUCUCCCACCCCUGUCAGAACGGAGGCACCUGUAUCGACCUCAUCAAUACCUACAAGUGCUCUUGUCCCCGGGGGACACAAGGCGUGCACUGUGAGAUCAACGUGGACGAUUGUCACCCCUUCACCGAUCCCAUCACCCGCGGGCCCAAGUGCUUCAACAACGGGAAGUGCGUCGACCAGGUUGGGGGAUACAGCUGCAACUGUCCCCCGGGCUUUGUGGGGGAACGUUGCGAGGGAGAUGUCAAUGAGUGCCUGUCCAAUCCCUGCGACCCCCGUGGGACCCAGAACUGUGUACAGCGUGUCAACGACUACAAGUGCGAGUGCCGGCAGGGCUACACAGGACGCCGCUGUGAUGUUGUCGUCGACGGCUGCAAGGGCAAACCCUGUAAGAACGGCGGCACCUGUGCUGUGGCUACCAACACCGGACGGGGCUUCAUCUGCAACUGCCCCCCGGGCUUCGAGGGUGCCACGUGUGAGAACGACGCACGCACCUGCGGCAGCCUGCACUGCCAGAACGGGGGCACCUGCGUCUCCGGCCACAAGAGCUCCAAGUGCCUGUGCCUGCCUCCCUACACGGGCCCGGAGUGCCAGUACCCCGUCAGUAGCCCCUGCCUCUCCAACCCCUGCUACAACCAGGGCACCUGCGAGUUCACCCCAGAGGCCCCUUUCUACCGGUGCCACUGCCCCGCCAAGUUCAACGGGCUCUACUGCCACAUCCUGGACUACAGCUUCGUGGGCGGCGUCGGGCGGGACAUCAUCCCGCCCCUGAUCGAGGAGAACUGCGAGAUCCCCGAGUGCAAGAAGGACACGGGCAACAAGAUCUGCAACGGGAAGUGCAAUAACCACGCCUGCGGCUGGGACGGGGGUGACUGCUCCCUCAACUUCAAUGACCCGUGGAAGAACUGCACCCAGUCCCUGCAGUGCUGGAAGUACUUCAACGACGGCAACUGCGACUCCCAGUGCAACAACGCCGGCUGCCUCUUCGAUGGCUUCGACUGCCAGAAAGUGGAAGUCCAGUGCAACCCCCUGUACGACCAGUACUGCAAAGACCACUUUCGGGACGGCCACUGCGACCAGGGCUGUAACAAUGCCGAGUGUGAGUGGGACGGCCUGGACUGCGCAGAGAACAUGCCGGAGAAGUUGGCCGACGGCACCCUGGUGGUCGUGGUGCUCACACCGCCGGAGAACCUGAAGAAUAACUCCUUCAACUUCCUGCGGGAGCUCAGCCGGGUGCUACACACCAACGUGGUCUUCAAGAUUGAUGACGAGGGCGAGUCUAUGAUCUACCCCUACUACGGCAACGAGGAGGAGCUAAAGAAACACCUCAUCAAGAGAUCGACCAAGGGUUGGGGCGACGGGUCCGGCCCCGACUUCAACCGAGCGAAGACCUCGCCCAGAGGGAAGACCUCCCUCUACUCCGAGGUUACGGGCAGACAGCGGAGAGAGCUGGACCAGAUGGACAUCCGAGGAUCAAUUGUGUUUCUGGAAAUCGACAAUCGCCAGUGUAUCCAGUCAUCCUCGCAGUGCUUCCAGAGCGCGACAGAUGUGGCGGCUUUCCUGGGUGCCCUGGCCUCCAUGGGGAACCUCAACAUUCCAUACAAAAUCGAAGCCGUCCAGAGUGAGACGGUGGAAUCUACCAAGAGCUCCCAGUUGCACCUUAUGUACGUGGUGGGGGCCCCUCUGGUGAUACUGGUCUUGGUCAUGGUUGGGGUGGUGAUGUCUCGGAAGCGACGCCGAGAGCACGGCCAGCUGUGGUUCCCGGAAGGCUUCAAGGUGACCGAGUCGAGCAAGAAGAAGCGCCGAGAACCGCUGGGCGAGGAUUCGGUCGGGCUGAAACCGCUGAAGAAUGCCUCGGAGGGAGCCCUGAUGGAUGACAACCAGAACGAAUGGGGAGACGAUGACCUGGAGACGAAGAAAUUCAGGUUCGAAGAACAAGCCAUGCUGCCCGAAGUGGAUGACCAGGCAGACCACCGGCAAUGGACGCAGCAGCACUUGGACGCCGCCGACCUCCGCAUCUCUUCCAUGGCCCCCACUCCGCCUCAGGGCGAGAUUGAUGCGGAUUCUAUGGACGUCAAUGUGAGAGGCCCCGAUGGAUUCACCCCUCUGAUGAUAGCUUCGUGCAGCGGUGGGGGCCUGGAGACGGGCAACAGCGAAGAGGAGGAAGAUGCCCCCGCCGUCAUCUCAGACUUCAUCUACCAAGGUGCCAGCCUGCACAACCAGACGGACCGCACCGGGGAGACGGCCUUGCACCUGGCCGCCAGGUACUCCCGCUCGGAUGCGGCCAAGCGCCUGCUGGAGGCCAGCGCGGACGCGAACAUCCAGGACAACAUGGGCCGGACCCCUCUUCACGCGGCUGUCUCUGCAGAUGCUCAAGGAGUAUUCCAGAUUCUCAUCCGGAACAGAGCCACAGACCUGGAUGCCCGCAUGCAUGACGGCACAACCCCGCUGAUCCUAGCUGCCCGCCUGGCCGUGGAGGGCAUGUUGGAGGACCUGAUCAACUGCCACGCCGACGUCAACGCGGUCGAUGACCUAGGCAAAUCGGCGCUGCAUUGGGCUGCCGCCGUCAAUAACGUAGAUGCUGCGAUCGUGCUGCUGAAAAAUGGGGCCAAUAAGGACAUGCAGAACAACAAGGAGGAGACGCCGCUCUUCCUGGCGGCCAGAGAAGGGAGCUACGAGACGGCCAAGGUGUUGCUGGAUCACUUCGCCAACCGGGACAUCACUGACCACAUGGACCGGCUGCCCCGGGACAUCGCCCAGGAGCGCAUGCACCACGACAUCGUGCGGCUGCUGGACGAAUACAACUUGGUGCGCAGCCCCCCGCUGCACAACGGACCUCUGGGGGCUCCCACCCUGUCCCCUCCGCUCUGCUCCCCCAACAGCUACAUGGGCAACCUGAAGCCCGCCGCGCAGGGGAAGAAAACCCGGAAGCCCAGCACCAAGGGCCCCGGCUGCGCGGGCAAGGACCCCAAAGACAUCAAGGCCCGGAGGAAGAAGUCGCAGGACGGCAAGGGCUGCCUGCUGGACAGCUCUGGCGUGCUCUCUCCCGUCGACUCACUCGAGUCGCCCCGCGGGUACCUGUCGGACGUGGCCUCCCCGCCCCUGAUGGCCUCCCCGUUCCAACAGUCGCCGUCCGUGCCCCUGAACCACAUGCCGGGCAUGCCCGACACCCACCUGAGCCUCAGCCACCUGAACCUGGCCGGGAAGCAGGAGAUGGCAGCGGCGCUGGGUGGCGCCAACCGCCUGGCCUUCGACGCCGCGCCGCCGCGCCUGUCGCACCUCCCCGUCUCCGGCCCCGGCGCGGCCCUGGGCGGGGGCUCCGUGAAUUUCCCCGUGGGCGGGGCGGCCCCCCUGGCCGGGCAGUGCGAGUGGCUGUCCAGGCUGCAGAACGGGAUGGUCCCCAAUCAGUAUAACCCGAUGAGGGGCAACGUCCAGGCCGGGGCCCACCAGCCCGCCGCCCCGGCCCUCCAGCACGGCCUGAUGGCCCCGCUCCACGGCGGCCUGGCCGCCGCCGCCACCACCACCACCCUGUCUCAGAUGAUGAGCUACCAAGGCCUGCCCAAUACGCGGCUGACCGCCCAGCCGCACCUGAUGCAGGCGCAGCAGAUGCAGCAGAUGCAGCAACAGCAGAACCUGCAGCAGCAGCUCCAGCAGCAGAACAUGCAGCAGCCGCAGCAGCAACAGCAGCACCUCAGUGCUACCCCCGGUGCAAGCAGCCACAUGGGUCAGAAUUUCCUCAGUAACGAGCUGAGCCAGUCAGACGUGCAGCAGCUGGGCGGCGCCACCAUGGCCGUUCACCCCAUCUUGCCUCAGGAGACCCAGAUCCUGCCGACGCCCCUGCCGUCUUCCCUCGCCCAGCCCCUCACCACGACCCAGUUCCUAACCCCGCCGUCUCAGCACAGCUACUCCUCACCCUUGGACAACACUCCCAAUCACCAACUGCAGGUUCCGGACCACCCUUUCUUGACCCCGUCCCCAGAGUCGCCAGACCAGUGGUCAAGCUCCUCCCCUCACUCUAACAUCUCUGAUUGGUCGGAGGGCAUCUCGAGCCCACCCACGAGUAUGCAGUCUCAAAUAGCACACGUUCCGGACGCGUUCAAGUAAACCCUGGAGCGAUGGAACUUAGCCUUUCUUUUUCCGAACAACACGAGAGGAAGGGGUUUUAGCACUCUUGGGGAUGCUGGGGUUUUGACCGAAGGAUUCUUCUUUUUUUUUUUUUUUCUCCUACCUUUUUUAUACAAAGUAAGAAGACAGAAAAUUGUAAUUGUUUUUUAGUAUUUAUUUAUGUACUUUUAUUUUACAUGAAAACACUGCCUUUUUUAUUUAUAUGUUUUAUCGUUUAGGACUUGAGAAGAUAGCUUCGAUUCAGUUCUGGUCUAAGAAAGUUAUACCUGUAAGUCUGUAGAGGAAAUGAUUUUUGCUUCAUUAAUAUGAUUCUUUUUUUGUGCAUGUAAAGUAUAAGCAAAGAUUCGUGAUUAUAAAAUGCCUGUUAUUUAUUGAUUUCCUUUGAAAACCCAGAAACAUUAAGGGUAUGUCAGGGGAUUUGAGGGGGGUGGGGGGGGCGGGGGAUUGCGAAGUGAAAGGGAAUACUUAAAUCAGCAUUGCAGAUAAGUUAAUAAAAUCUGUGGGCCUGCAAAGGUUUUCAAUAGAUGCAGAGUAAAGCAGGGCCACUACCUGUCUCUUCCUUCUACUCCUGAUGCUAUCUACAGCUUUUGGCAGAUUGAAGAUAACCAUCUACUGGGCAGAGACUCCGGUGUUCAUCCGAGAUCCCACAUCCCUGUGAGAACUAACUGAUUCCGUCAUAAGAGGAAAUGGAAGUGCGAUCACUUCUUUGAUCUGGGACGUGUGGGUCUGUACUCAUCUGCAAGGUUGGCUUAAUGAUUACAUUUGAGGUGCCACCCAAAAAUGAUGUUUUUUGAGUUUCAAUAGAAAAUGAUUGUUGAAAUGUUCUCUCGGGCAUCUUGAGGGCACACAUUUUACAACAUGGAUCAUGAAUCUUUGUUUAAAGUUUCAGUAUUAUAGAGUUGUACAUUGGUCUUGAGCUUAUUUCUUUCAAUGUUUUAUCUUUUAGUAUUUAAACACUGUCUAGUAUCAAUUUCAGACUGCAGAGCUGUACUAGCAGGGGCCAAGCCCAAAUCAUCCACACCCUGAGAUGCUACAAGAACAAUUGGGAGGAAUUCCAGUAAUAUUUGGGGGAAAGGAAAAGAGGGAAGAGGGAGUGUAUGGCCUCGUCAAUGCAGGAGAAGAGACGUCAUUCCACCAUGAAUGUUUAUUCCAGACUGAAUAAUGGAGACCCUUGAUUUGGACCUUGGAAUCAUGUCCUUAUUUUUGGGAUAGCAGCUCUUAUCUUUUAUCUUUUUUUAUUAUUAUUAUUAUUUUGGUUUGUUUUAACAGGAGGUGUGCCAGACCAGUCGUAACACCCUAAAUAAAGGCUAUAACAGAACAUUACACCUGCCCAGGCUGUGUUAUUUUGGUUUCUCCCAGAUACCCUUUUCCCGUUUGGGAUCUUGACCUUUGAAUCGCAAUUCUAAGCUGAUUCAAGUUUUGAGUGUGAAUCGUCUCUUUUCGUAAAAAGGGAUUUUAAGAGCCCUAAUGGAAGUCACAAACCAAGGACCGGGCAGCUGAGUCUUUUGUUUCUUUCUACUUUAAGUGUCGACAUGAUGAUCUUCCUUGUUUCAAGGGCUGGGUCUUUGAGAAGGUCAGCAUCCUUGAAAGUUGGAGGGAAAAGCAAAUGUAAUACAGUAUAAGCCUGUGGCAGAUUUAAUGUUUGUAAAUAAAUCUUAAGAGGUGGAUUUUGUUUCAAAAAUCUAAAUGAGCAAGUCUUAAGCAUAUCAUGGUGAUUAGAGAUGUCAGAAUAUUGUUGUCAAACACAGUUUCGUCGACAGAGGAAGAAUGUAUUGGUUGAACAUAUGCAGAAUUAAAUUUGUUCAUUGAGGGCAUAGGAAAAAGAUGAGAGGAGACAAUUCUCCCUCCCCAGUGAAUUGCCAAAUAAGCAGUCCGGUCUGUCCCCUGAUCUUUCGGAAUGGGGUUCCCAAAGCAUCUUCCAGUUCCAAUAUUUUGACAUCGCUAAUGUCCAUGAGUAGACAUUUAUGGUGUUGAUUCUUUCUAUGUUUUAUAAACUAGAGUGUAGUUUACAAAAAAAAAAACUUCUGUUAUAAAGUUAUCUUCCUGCAAAGUUGUAGUUUGCAAAAAUGAUGUAUUUUUUUCGGUUAACUGAUUUGCAAUAAAUGAUGCCCACCAGCAUCUAGAUUUUACUAAAAC
This is a messenger RNA of Ornithorhynchus anatinus (platypus), 10146 nucleotides long. RefSeq names its product notch receptor 1 (gene NOTCH1). Gene Ontology annotation, cellular component: plasma membrane; protein-containing complex. Gene Ontology annotation, molecular function: calcium ion binding; Notch binding; signaling receptor activity. Gene Ontology annotation, biological process: heterophilic cell-cell adhesion; cell differentiation; Notch signaling pathway. The transcript has 34 exons. NCBI's taxonomy places the organism in Eukaryota, Metazoa, Chordata, Mammalia, Monotremata, Ornithorhynchidae. The coding region runs from base 328 to 7989 and encodes 2553 amino acids. The record is from RefSeq and is a predicted model, not a curated record.